AAUCCAGUGAAGAUCUUCACGUAUUAACGUAACAAUGAUUCAGAUGUCUAUUUUCGUGAUUAUGAUGGCUCUUGCAACAUCCUUUCAUGGUGUGGAAUCAACAUGUGGGAACUGGUAUCUGGAUAAAGAUUUGAGCCACAUGCGAGAGGAAUGUAAAACAAAGCUUCAAAGUCAAUUUGUCUCAGAGUGCAAGAGGAUUGGUGGCAAGUUCACAGAGUUCAAUGUUUGCAACAUUGAAUGUCAGGAAAAGAAGAACAGCCAAGUAAAAUCACAGUACGUGUUUCUAAAUGAUGACCUGCCUUGCGGACAAUAUGGCGAGAAAUGCAAAGGCGGAUUCUGCUCCGGUCCCUGCGACGUACAGUUUUUCAGAACACCAAGACAGAGAAGUGAUGAAGAAAUCAGUCAAAAGAAGACAGAUGCCAAAUGA
This is a messenger RNA of Ixodes scapularis (black-legged tick), 427 nucleotides long. RefSeq lists its product as uncharacterized. The transcript has 4 exons. The coding region runs from base 35 to 427 and encodes 130 amino acids. The record is from RefSeq and is a predicted model, not a curated record. NCBI's taxonomy places the organism in Eukaryota, Metazoa, Arthropoda, Arachnida, Ixodida, Ixodidae.